CGAAUAUUGCCUUGUUUCUGCUUCAUCAUGCUCCAUUUCCACCCGGCUGCUCGCCACGAAGGUCCACAGCAAAAUGCUGGGAAAUCUCAGCGUCCGCAGUCGAGCUCAUCGCAACCUCUGACGUCGAGCUAGCCUCACACAUCACUAGAGUCCUACCUUUGCUCCCUUAGACCACUCUACUCUUUUGAUGCUCACUGUUUUCUCGCUACAGCAAGGUGUCAGAUUCACAGACUUUAUUCCCUCAAAUCGAAGCCUUGCAACGUAUUUGAAUUGCCAAGCUGAUAGGACAAGCAGCCAUGUCUGACAACAUCGGCUCGAUCUCCACCGCUGACGGAAAGCGCAAACGCGAAUCUCUUGACGCUGGUGAUAGCCAGCGGUUGGCUCGCUCGCCUCCCAUGGCGAACACCAACGCCAAUAUGCACCCGAACAAUGGCAACAUCCAUGGAUACGAUACCCAUGGAUUAAACAACCCCACCGAGCUGAGCCACAUUGACCAGCAGCUUCUUCAACACGUCGGUGGUCAGAAUGGCGUCUCCGAUGAUAACGCGAUGACUGCGAAGGCUGCUCUCGCCGCUCACCCCCAGCCUAAAUUCUCGGCCCCAGAGUCGGCUUUUGACAACAACGCCCUCGGCCACAAUAUCGCCGCGUUCGGCGAAGACGUUACGCAAGUUGCCAUGCCAGGUGUGCACGGGCACAACUCCACUGCUGCAGCUGUUUACGCUGCCCGCGAAGCUCAGAGCAUCAGCCACUCGAAACCGCCCGUGGGUUCUCCUGAGUGGCAUACCCAAAGAAAAAAUAAUCACAAAGAAGUCGAACGACGUCGUCGCGAGACUAUAAACGAAGGAAUCAAUGAACUCGCAAAGCUGGUUCCUGGCUGCGAAAAGGCAAAAGGCUCUAUCCUGCAACGUGCUGUGCAGUACAUUUCGAAGUUGCAAGAGGAUAAUAAAACCAUGGUUGAUCGUUGGGACACAACCCAAAUGACCACCACUCAAGCCAUUGCAGAAAUCAGCGCCCAAAAUGCCAAGCUGAAGGCUGAGGUCAACCGUCGUGGUGUCCUCGCGAUGAAGUGGCUGCAGCGAUGCCGAGAAGCCGGCCUCGAUUUUCCAGACUACGACGACGACAAGGACCUCUCGCAGCUCGAAAUCGAUGACGUCCAGAUCUAAAAGACCCUUUCGUCAAUCGCCCUUCAGCUUUCAAUGCAUUUUUAUCGUUUUUUGCUGGUCUUCGUCCUUCCUUGUACCUUUUUUUCCUUUGCUCAGCCUUAUGUCGUUCCGGGUGAUGAUAUUUAAAAGGCUCUGUGACCCGGCUGCCGUCUCCAGAUUGUAUUUUACCGAUGGAUGGAACGUCGACGAGCUUACGAUACUUGACGCUUUAUCUUUUUCAAGUGGCAUGCCUUUAUCUCCCUUCGAUUAAUCUCCUUCAUGGUGGCGUUACACGGUGAUGAUGGACUCGGUGCUUGCUUCAGAUGUCUCGUUUCGAUGUGGCGAAAAUCAAGGUUUUAAUGUUUUUUCCGAUGGGCAAAUGGUUGGGGAGGGUUCAGACGUUUAUGAAGUUUGAAGUUUUAUAUU
This is a messenger RNA of Coccidioides posadasii C735 delta SOWgp, 1568 nucleotides long. The record is from RefSeq and is a predicted model, not a curated record. Lineage: Eukaryota; Fungi; Ascomycota; Eurotiomycetes; Onygenales; Onygenaceae.